Messenger RNA from Sinocyclocheilus grahami, 5301 nucleotides. Its product is annotated as sodium/potassium-transporting ATPase subunit alpha-1-like. Gene Ontology annotation, cellular component: plasma membrane. The record is from RefSeq and is a predicted model, not a curated record. Gene Ontology annotation, molecular function: ATP hydrolysis activity; P-type sodium:potassium-exchanging transporter activity; ATP binding. The coding region runs from base 1 to 2949 and encodes 982 amino acids. NCBI's taxonomy places the organism in Eukaryota, Metazoa, Chordata, Actinopteri, Cypriniformes, Cyprinidae. Gene Ontology annotation, biological process: potassium ion import across plasma membrane; intracellular sodium ion homeostasis; sodium ion export across plasma membrane. The transcript has 22 exons.
AUGAGGAGACGGGACUGCUUCCUUAAAACAGGUUGGGCAGCUGCUUUAAAUAGGGGAUUGACAAACGAUCGUGCUAAGGAGAUCUUGGCACGUGAUGGACUCAAUGCUUUGACUCCACCUCCAACAACCCCAGAAUGGGUCAAGUUCUGCAAGCAGCUCUUUGGAGGAUUCUCAACUCUCCUGUGGAUUGGUGCCAUUCUAUGUUUUCUUGCCUACGGCAUCCAGGCAGUCUACGAGGAGGAACCUGCCAAUGAUAACUUGUAUCUGGGUAUUGUACUCUCUGCUGUCGUGAUGAUCACUGGCUGUUUCUCAUACUAUCAAGAGGCCAAGAGCUCCAAGAUCAUGGACUCUUUCAAGAACCUUGUCCCUCAGCAAGCCUUGGUUAUCCGUGAUGGUGAGAAGAAGAAUAUCAAUGCUGAAGAAGUUGUGGUUGGAGAUCUUGUGGAAGUCAAAGGUGGUGACAGAAUUCCCGCUGAUCUGCGUAUCAUUUCUGCUCAUGGAUGUAAGGUGGACAACUCCUCCCUCACUGGAGAAUCUGAGCCCCAGACUCGCACUCCUGAUUUCUCCAAUGAAAACCCACUGGAAACCAGGAACAUUGCAUUCUUCUCUACCAACUGUGUUGAAGGCACUGCCAGAGGUAUCGUCAUCAACACUGGUGACCGUACUGUCAUGGGUCGUAUCGCGACUCUUGCUUCUGGUCUUGAAGUUGGUCGAACUCCCAUCUCUAUUGAGAUUGAGCACUUUAUACACAUCAUCACUGGUGUGGCUGUCUUCCUGGGUGUGUCUUUCUUCAUUCUCUCCCUGAUCCUUGGUUACUCUUGGUUGGAAGCUGUCAUCUUCCUUAUUGGUAUCAUUGUCGCUAAUGUGCCAGAGGGUCUCCUGGCUACUGUUACUGUGUGUUUGACUCUGACUGCCAAACGUAUGGCAAAGAAAAACUGCCUGGUGAAGAAUCUUGAAGCCGUGGAGACUCUUGGCUCAACCUCCACAAUCUGCUCUGACAAGACCGGAACUUUGACCCAGAACCGAAUGACCGUUGCUCACAUGUGGUUUGACAACCAGAUUCAUGAAGCAGACACCACAGAGAAUCAGAGUGGAACCUCAUUCGACAGGAGCUCUGCUACUUGGGCCGCCCUCGCACGUGUUGCCGGUCUCUGCAACCGUGCUGUCUUCCUUGCAGAGCAAGAAAACUUCCCAAUUCUUAAGAGAGACGUGGCUGGUGACGCCUCCGAAUCUGCCCUGCUGAAGUGUAUAGAGCUCUGCUGUGGGUCUGUUAAAGAGAUGAGAGAAAAAUACAACAAGAUUGCAGAGAUCCCAUUCAACUCCACUAACAAAUACCAGCUCUCCAUCCAUGAGAACCCCAAUAGCAAUAAAACUGAAACCACACACCUGCUAGUAAUGAAAGGUGCUCCUGAGAGGAUCCUGGACAGGUGCAGCUCUAUUUUAAUCCAAGGAAAAGAGCAGCCGCUUGAUGAUGAGAUGAAGGACGCCUUCCAAAAUGCCUACUUGGAACUUGGUGGCCUUGGAGAAAGAGUGCUGGGCUUCUGCCACUUCAACCUUCCUGAUGAACAGUUUCCUGAGGACUUCCAGUUCGAUACAGAAGAGGUGAACUUCCCCACAGAGAACUUGUGCUUCAUUGGCCUUAUGUCCAUGAUUGAUCCUCCUCGUGCUGCUGUACCAGAUGCUGUGGGAAAAUGUAGGAGCGCUGGAAUCAAGGUUAUUAUGGUUACUGGUGAUCAUCCAAUUACAGCCAAGGCCAUUGCCAAGGGAGUGGGUAUCAUCUCUGAGGGCAACGAGACUGUUGAAGAUAUUGCUGCUCGCUUGAACAUUCCUAUUAAUGAGGUCAACCCAAGGGAUGCCAAGGCUUGUGUGAUCCAUGGUGGUGACCUGAAGGAUCUAACCCCAGAGCAAUUAGAUGAUGUCUUGAAACACCACACAGAAAUUGUGUUUGCCAGAACGUCUCCUCAGCAGAAACUGAUUAUCGUUGAAGGCUGCCAAAGACAGGGUGCCAUUGUAGCUGUAACCGGUGAUGGUGUCAAUGAUUCUCCUGCUUUGAAGAAGGCUGAUAUUGGUGUGGCUAUGGGUAUUGCUGGAUCUGAUGUAUCCAAACAGGCUGCUGACAUGAUCCUUCUGGAUGACAACUUUGCCUCAAUUGUCACUGGAGUAGAAGAAGGCCGUCUGAUUUUUGACAACUUGAAGAAGUCCAUUGCCUACACCCUGACCAGUAACAUCCCUGAGAUCACCCCCUUCCUCCUCUUCAUCAUUGCCAACAUCCCUCUUCCUUUGGGUACCGUCACCAUUCUUUGCAUUGACCUGGGUACUGACAUGGUUCCUGCCAUUUCAUUGGCCUAUGAAGCUGCAGAGAGUGACAUCAUGAAGCGUCAACCCAGAAACCCCAAAACAGACAAACUUGUGAACGAGAGACUCAUUAGCAUAGCCUACGGUCAGAUCGGUAUGAUUCAAGCUCUGGCCGGGUUCUUCACGUAUUUUGUCAUCUUGGCUGAAAAUGGUUUCCUGCCAUCGUCAUUGCUGGGCAUUCGAGUGUUUUGGGAUGACAAAUAUGUCAACGACCUGGAAGACAGUUAUGGCCAGCAAUGGACAUAUGAGCAGAGGAAGAUUGUGGAGUUCACAUGCCACACAGCCUUCUUCGCCAGUAUUGUAGUUGUGCAGUGGGCCGAUCUGAUCAUCUGCAAGACGAGAAGAAACUCUGUCUUCCAGCAGGGAAUGAAGAAUAAGAUUCUCAUAUUUGGACUGUUUGAAGAAACGGCUCUUGCAGCUUUCCUGUCUUACUGCCCAGGCAUGGAUGUUGCCCUCAGAAUGUACCCACUGAAACCAAGCUGGUGGUUCUGCGCCUUCCCCUACUCACUCCUCAUCUUUAUUUAUGAUGAAAUCCGAAAACUUAUCAUCCGACGCAGCCCAGGAGGUUGGGUGGAGAGGGAGACCUACUAUUAAAGCGUCCAGUCUGCAAGUUUAUUUGCAUGGUUGUCUCGCUGCUCUGAUUUUUAACCUCAGUAAUUUGGAUGUUUUUAUGUAGGGAAUGCUUGAUACAAACACUGAGAUCAUGAACCAAGACAUUGUGUGGCUUGUUUUUGAAGCCGGACCAAUUUUAUACAUGUUUUUAAAAGUGUAAUAUAAAAAUAAACUUGCAGUCAGGUCCCACAUUUGUGUCAUUUCCUUGUUUUUAAUUUAUUCAUAAGUUUGUUCAUUUUCAUUUGGAAAGUUCUCUGAGCUUGAGUGCAUGCUCAAAAUCCCCCUUUUUUGUCUGGUGCUUUACCUUUGUAAACCUUAUAAAAAUGUACCAUGGUAAUCAUAGUUUGCACCAACAUAUCUUUGUUGCUCCUUUUGUUGUUACUGCUAUAACAACGCAUAAAAAAAAAGUAAGGAAUGUCAUGGAAAGCAAUGUAAGAUGUUUCCAGAAUAAUCAGUAAGCCAUAGUAACUAUGAUGUUUGCUGAAAAACUGGUUACCAUGGUAAAUUAUAAUUUUUUAUUACUUUAAGGGAAACUGCAUAAAUCUGUGCAUGAGUGUUAAAAACGGCAGGAAAGAAAAGAAACUCUUGCCAACCUCCUGUCCAUUUCAACUGCCUCAGCUACUGAAAAAUAACAUAAAAAUGCAUCAUUUUACAGUGCAAUAUCCUCAAUGAGUGUGGGUGCGUUUUAAGUGGGUUUGGGAAGUGUGAUUCAGAUCUCAUGCCUGGAGGAGACCGGAGAUCCACUUCUCUCCACCCACGCUACAGAGAUCUGGCACAAAAACACGUCCAAAAUGUUUCAGUCAAAGUAUCGUGAGUCAGAAUCACCAUGGUGGGCAGGUAAAGGGAUCAUGUCUGUAGAGAUCAACUUAGUUCAGUAUUUUUAGCUAUUUUUAUUAAUGACUGAUAACUAAAACCAAAAACUCAGAUAAACGAUUUGAAGAAGCAGUGUUUGCAUUUGAGGCUAUAUCUAAAUAGUGCACUACAAUAAAAACAAUAUGCAUUGUAAAUAUCACAAUUAUAUUUUAGCAAUUUAAAUAUUCAUGUAUUCAAUGCAGGCCAAGUCUAACUGUUAGUCCUGCAUGUAUUAAGUAGAGUAAUUUAUAAAAGUAAUUCUUUAAACUAUUACUGACUGCACUGUUUUGUGACAAAUACACAGUGUUGCAAAGGUGUCGUUGAGUGUUAUUCUUUAGAGGUGCACGAAAUUGUUGUUUAUUGACCUACUAUUAAAGCGGAUAAGUAAAUAUUGGUCUAACCAAUUAUUGGUCUAUGUCUUAUUUAAUUUGUUGAGCACAAGUAGUCUUAAACACUUCUAACCUGAAUAAUUUGGAGCAAGGACCAUGAGUCUUCCAUAUCUUGCAUUAUCUUCACUUGUUCCCUCUCUGCUUUUGAGGCGGUGAGCUUUAUCUUUGGAUGAUGCUCCCUGAGGUGCGAUCUGUUUCCCAGGGAAGUUUGGCUGGGGGCCAUACUGGGAGAAUGCGGUCGGGUGGGGUUGAGGCCGAAGAGGUAUUGUGUAGUUUAAGCCUGGAUGAGCCUGAAUCUAUUUCGGGUUUUUUCUGUUGAUUUAUCAUACUCUGCUAGUAACAGCUAUUUUCUAUCUUUCAAACGAGGCUGUUGAAACGGCAUUUCCCUUUCAUCUGUUUUAUUUGGGUUCAUAGGAUGCCGGUUGAUAGUUUAAUUACCCGUAAUUAACUCACAGUUCAUUCCAUUACGUUUUUCAUGAAAUUAUGCAAGCUGUGUCAUUAAACUCUGUGGUAUGCGUUCUCUGUGUUUUGAAGUAUCCGUUACACCCGUUUAGAAUAGAUCAGGUUGUGCUUUUUCCUCAGACGCAAGGUUAUAACAAUCGUUGGACCUUUUUCCAUUCAACUUUUCCACCGAUUACAUAAUGUACAAAGUCUGAGUUGAGGCACAAGGACAGUUUUUAAACUACGGCGUUCCCUCUGAUUCAAGUCAAUUUGCUCAUCAACCUCCAAAAAGGUGAAUCGCAUGACAAAUCUGGGUCUUUUAGUCCAAAUUCAAAAUAAAUUAUAUUUUGUUUGAAGAAAGUCCUAAUUUUAGGACAGAUAAUAGGAUUUGCAUUUUGCAAUAUAUUAAUGAGAAUCAAAUUUAAACCUCCUUCCUCAUUCUCAUGACUAUACUGGCAAAUAAAUAAAAAUAAAAUCCAUUUUGAUUAAUAAGAUUUGCAAUGUGCAUUAUUUACAUGGCAAACAUUUACUGUAAUCUCAUUCUCAAUAUAUUGCGACAAAAAUAUUAGAAAAGUACAACUGUAUGCAUUUGCAUCCACAUAAUGGAAGAAUUUGUGUAUGCUAGUUUAAUAAAAUAAAAUCAACUUUAAUA